Episyrphus balteatus (marmalade hoverfly) is the source of this 2545-nucleotide messenger RNA. RefSeq lists its product as uncharacterized. The coding region runs from base 1165 to 2424 and encodes 419 amino acids. The record is from RefSeq and is a predicted model, not a curated record. Gene Ontology annotation, molecular function: protein binding. Gene Ontology annotation, cellular component: P-body; cytosol. The transcript has 2 exons. Gene Ontology annotation, biological process: neurogenesis. NCBI's taxonomy places the organism in Eukaryota, Metazoa, Arthropoda, Insecta, Diptera, Syrphidae.
AAAUAUUAUUAAUGCAAACAAUUCAGAAAAUUCAGAGCUAUCUUUUGGUAUAUUCAGUUAAACAAUGUUGUUUUGGACAUUUUUCAGGAUGACGAAAUUCAAAAGCUCGUAUUGAUAGAUCCCAUACAAAAACAAGAAACACAACAUAUUGUUUUUUGAUUUCUGAAAAACUUGUAAAAACGACUUACGACGGUCGAUAUGUACAUACAUACGGAGAAAAAAAUUUAAACUCUCCGUAAUGGUGUUCGACAACAAAGAAAACUGGGAGACUUUUGAACUCAGUAUUAUAAGGUCAAAACUCAUAAACCUCCAAACCAAAAGAGUUUUUUUUUCUUCCAUGAGGGCCCGAACAUAAUGGGCCCUCUGUACUCUUAAUUUCUCAGUGGCCCUGGAAACCUAAAUCAUUAUAACCAAGGUUUUCAAUCUAUUAGCUUCAUCGAUGCUGGGCAACUCGAAUGCUCAUUACUCUUUACAUACUCUUUCUUAGAACUUUGGUAACCUGCAAACAAUGAAUUCGCAGUCGCAGAGCACACACUAUCGCUUGUUUCUACUGAGUGAUGAUGCCAAUUGCCAGGCAACAUCCAGUCAUGGAACAAAUUCAAUUGGUUCUAAAGACUGAAAUCAGUCGGUGUUGCUUCGUCGCUUGGACAAGAACUGGUAUAGAACUGCUUGUGACUGAAUAAAAACUUCUUCUCAUAGAUAACUUUAUGAAACAAAGUAUUAAAUCAAAUUCAUAAACAUAUCGAGUUAAUGUUUUGCUACACUCAAAUAGCUAAAUACGCAAUGAAACUUUAAAAACUCUUUGUAUAUUUACCCCACUCUGCACAUCAAAACUAAAGAAACGCUCGACUCAAUGAAUCGUCUAAAGACGCGAGAUUUAUCGACUAGAUAAACUUACUAUCUAUCAGUCUUUAAGAUUUAAAAAAAAAACGAAGUUUUUUGUGAUGAUUUAUAGUCUCCAACCUGUUUAACAAUACAAAUUAAAAAGCGCGCUGUGAUAUAGAAUCUAAAAAUACAACUAAUUACCUAUUCAAUGAAAUAAAGUAAGACUCAUAUUGAAUUAUAAUAAAUAAAAAAAACGAGUGAGCAGCCUACAAACAAACAUCAGCAUCAUUGAAUCAACUGAACGAAUUAAAUAUAAUCGUAAGGAGCAGCUAGAAAUACAUGAUGUCAAUAGAACUUUAUCAACGGAUCAACACCUUCAACACUCCUGCGAUGGCUUCGCUUAGUUCUCGAUAUGAAAAACUUCUCUUAUCAGAGAAUCACUCUGAUUGUGUAUUUUUAGUCGGUACUUCUAUUUUCCGAUGUCAUAAACUAGUUCUAUCAGCUGCCAGUCCAGUAUUCGAUGCAAUGUUCUUUGGUUCUAUGCGUGAAAAGGAUGCCAUUGAAAUUUGUGACAUGAACCCGAAAAUUUUUCAAAAACUCAUCUUCUAUGUCUACACAGCUCGUUUAGACCUUGAUAGCGACUCUAUUGAGGAUGUUUUAGAGUUGUAUUAUGGAGCAGAGAAAUAUCUUUUGAAUGACCUCAUUGUUGGAUGUUUGAAUGCAGUCAAACAAAAGCUACGGUUUGAUAACAUUUUGCCUGCACUGGAAUUAAGUUUUUGCAUAAAUUUAAAACCUCUCAUACAGAUCUGCACACACUUCCUCACUCAUUGCUGUCUUAAUGAUGUUCAGUUUAUGACAUAUCUAAAGAACAACUAUUUCCAUAUAACAAAAGACUGUGUCAAGGCAAUUAUAUCCCACAAUAAGGAUUUAAAAUCGUUGAUAUGGUUCGUCUUUGAAUGGUGCCAUCACGAAUGCGAGUAUCUUGGGUUGAAGCAAAAUGAUUGUGAGUUGAUUACUGAGGAUCUUCAACUGGAUUUGUCUAAGUUGAAAACUGGUUACGAAGAAAUCUGUGUUCGAAUCAAAAAACUGUCUAACACAGUCGAGAGAAGUUACUACAAGGCGUGUCGUCCUUUUAAAAUCGAUUCGGAGGAUUUCGAAUGGAAUAUGACAUUGAGAUCUGACAGAUUUAUAUCCCUAUUAGGACUGAUAAUAAAAAGUCGUUUGAAGCCACUUUCAAGAGGAGUGGCUGACGAUGCCACUGUAAGUUCAAACGAAUACAGAGAAAAUCUACAGAUUGAGAUACGAGCAAAAAUGGCAGUGAACAAUGAAACCGGCAACGAACGAGUGAUUCUGCAGCAUAUUGUGGACAAAGAACACACCAGAUAUAAUUGCGAUCUAAACAUUGUUUGGGAUGACGCUGUUGUUCUUUCACCUGAUGCAGAAUAUAGAGUUAGGCUCACUUGGCAAACAAAUGCUUUUGGAGCUGAAUACCCUUGUAGCCUUCAAUCAGAUGAAGUUGAUGGUAUACAGUUUAAAGACAUCACUCAUCACUUCGGCAGUAUAGUCAAAGGCCUGAAAUUCUUAAACUUAGUUGUUUAGUAUAAAGUAUUUUGAUGCAAAAUUACAAGAUCCACUUUUCAUUUUAUUUUACAUAUUUAUGCUUAGUUUAUAUUCUAAUUUAAGUUAAUUUUUGUCUGAAAAGUAAGGUCAAUAAACUUGU